GCGCUCAACGGCGGUUUUAAGAUGCAACUCAGUGGUGAUUUCAUUACACAUUUUGUUUGAGCUUCCUUCCGAUCUCUUGCUUUUCUCCGGCGACAAUGGCGGCGUUCCUCAGAAGGCUUGUAACUGCUGCUCCAGCUCUACGCUACAAUGCAUUAUGUGGCCAAUCAAGGAUUGAGUCCUCCAAGUUCAGGUUCCCUAUUGGAACCAUCACUGCAGUUACCGGCGGAAUCUCGUAUAUGUUUUACGCUUCGACUUCGAAUUUGGUUCAUCUCGCUCCAAACUGCGAAGAGGAUGGCCAAAAAGUUGCACUCAAGCCAGAUAAAUGGAUUGAAUUCGAGUUGCAAGACGUUGCACGUGUUUCUCAUAACACUAAUUUAUACAGAUUUUCAUUUGAUCCAUCUGAAAAAUUGGGGGUGGAUGUUGCUUCAUGCAUCGUUACAAGAGCUCCAAUUGAUAAAGACGAACAAGGGGAAGUAAAAUACGUUGCACGCUCUUAUACACCUAUAUCAGAUCCCGAGGCCAAGGGAUACUUUGAUCUACUAAUUAAGAUAUAUCCUCAAGGAAAAAUGACUCAGCAUUUUGCUAAAUUGAAACCUGGUGAUAAACUUGAAGUGAAAGGACCCAUUCGAAAGCUCAAAUACUCUCCAAACAUGAAGAAACACAUUGGCAUGAUCGCUGGUGGCACAGGAAUUACUCCCAUGCUUCAGGUCAUUGAUGCUAUAGCAAAAAACCAAGAUGACAUUACACAGGUCUCGCUGAUUUUUGCGAAUGUGUCUGCCGAUGACAUAUUGCUUAAAGAGAAACUUGACAAACUUGCAGCUUGCCACCCAAAUAUAAAGGUAUUCUACACUGUUAGUAAUCCACCAAAGGGUUGGAAGGGAGGGAAGGGACAUGUAUCAAAGGAUAUGAUCAUCAAAUGCUUACCUUCCCCUGGAAAUGACGCACUAAUCCUCGUAUGUGGUCCACCAGGCAUGAUGAAACAUAUAUGUGGGCCGAAGAAUAAAGAUUUCACACAGGGAGAGCUUGGUGGCUUACUUAAGGAUCUUGGAUAUUCUAAGGAUAUGGUUUUCAAAUUCUAAGAAGAUUGGCGUACAAUUUUGAGGUAUUGACGUAUAAUCUUUGUGCGAGGAAUUUUUUUUCUGAAGCAUAGGUACAUUUGCGUCAUUCGACCAAAAUUUCAAUGCAAACUAAUUUCAAAAGUGUUCAUUAGAUAAGUUAAUCUUUUGGUUCAGUUUAUGUUGUUGUUGUUUUAUACUUUUUCUUCAAGUGUAUAACACCUAGGUGUUUGUUCCACGUAACGAUGUUCGAGUGAAAUAGCAGAUCAGUCGUCUAUUUUAGUUGCUUUUA
Messenger RNA from Cucurbita pepo subsp. pepo (vegetable marrow), 1347 nucleotides. Its product is annotated as NADH-cytochrome b5 reductase-like protein. The record is from RefSeq and is a predicted model, not a curated record. Lineage: Eukaryota; Viridiplantae; Streptophyta; Magnoliopsida; Cucurbitales; Cucurbitaceae. Gene Ontology annotation, molecular function: cytochrome-b5 reductase activity, acting on NAD(P)H.